CCUGGCUGUGGUCCCCCUGUCCCCGCCAGCGCCCGCCAGGCGACGCGAGCUCCGGUACCAGAUCCCAGAGCCGCCCGGCCAGGUCCCCGCCCCGGAGCGUGACCGCGACAGGCGAGUCCCCGAGGCCUGGGAGGAGCCCCGGGCCGUUCUCUGCCCCCAGGUUGAAUAUGUUUCAGGAAAGGUUUUUUUCACUACCUGUUCUGAUUUGAAUAUGCUGAAGAAAUUAAAAUCUGCUGAAAGAUUAUUUUUGCUGAUUAAAAAGCUGUUUCCAUUUACUGCUUCUUCAAGUAAAGGAAAAAUACUUAAUGAAGUACAACAACUUGUAAACAAUGAUCCUAGAAGUUGGUUGGAUGCCAUUUCAACUUGGAAGAAUCUUCUUAAACUUGGUGUAAGAGAAGAACUUUCUCAGAGGGAUGCUAAACCACCAAAAAGAAAAAUGAGAGAAAAUGAAACCAUCAUUGCUAAGAAAUUAAAAACAGAAGAAAUCCAAAAGAUUGAAGAGAAUCAUAGGGAAUGCCAGCUGGAAGAACAAACAGAAGAUACACUGGAGCAAAGAGAUUCUACCACUAGAAGAGAUAAACUUGAAAAAGAAGAAAUUCAGAAGGAGGUAGAGAAAGCAGCUGGUGCUCAUAGCCAGGAAGACUUAACCUUCAGGGUUUCUUGUCGCUGCACUGGAACCAUUGGAAAGGUCUUUACUUCACAGGAAGUAGGAAGAAUAAUUGGGAUUGCUCUUAUGAAGCAGUUUGGAUGGAAAGCAGAUUUGAGGAAUCCAAAUUUAGAGAUCUUUGUACAUUUAAAUGACAUUUACACUGUGGCAGGGAUUCCUAUGUUCAGGGCUCCUUUAGCCAGCAGAACCUACAUUAAGACAGCUGGGCUGCGGUCUACCAUUGCAUGGGCAAUGGCAUCUCUUGCAGAAAUUAAGGUUGGUACAUUUGUUUUAGAUCCAAUGUGUGGACUUGGAACAAUACUUUUGGAAGCUGCUAAAGAAUGGCCAGAUGGGUAUUACGUGGGUGCUGAUGUCAGUGACUCACAGUUGCUUGGUGCCUGGGACAAUCUGAAAGCUGCAGGCCUUAAUGAUAAAAUUGAGUUGCUUAAAGUCUCUGCCAUAGAAUUGCCACUGCCUUCAGAAAGUAUUGAUAUUAUUAUUUCUGACAUUCCAUUUGGGAAAAAGUUUAAGUUAGGAAAAGACAUCAAAACCAUUCUACAAGAAAUGGAAAGAGUGCUGCAUGUUGGUGGAACCAUUGUAUUGUUGCUGAGCAAAGAUCAUCACAGGCUCCUUAAAGAUUGUGGAGGGAGCCACAUGCCUUUGGAUUCCAAGGGCACCCAUGCCAAUGAACCUGGAAUUAAGAAGUGCUUGAAUCCUGAAGAAAAAACUGACACAUCAGAGAGAGUGACAUCUUCGUAUGAAGCUGGUAACCGGGAGUGUUCAGACAAAAUGUUGCCAUUUGGCUCUUUGGUGCCAGUAGAAUGCUACGAAGUUAGCCUGGGAAAAACAAAUGCAUUCAUAUGUAAAUAUAAGAAGUCAUCAGCUUCUGGACCAUAGUGGACUUGCUGCCCUAAGCAAGUGCAACUGCUCAGAAGUCAGCUGUGCAGGAACCCUGUCAGCUGCAGGAUUCAUUAGGGCACCAGAGUUCCAAAGCAUCAUUCUCCUGAAGACAAGACGUGCUGAUUGACACGCCGCUUAGUACUGUACUCUAAAGUGCUUAGUAUUCAUGAGAAAGAACAGCUGAUGAGUACUUUGAAAGGACUCUGAAGUUCUGUCAGACUGUGGAAAGACCAGUUCCGCCAUGCACUGUAUCUGAGCAGAAACUCCAGCUUCCAAGUAAAAGCGUCCAGGGGUUCCAGGGUUCACCUGAGUGGAUGAUAGGUAUUUUACCUAUCAUAUUUUUAGAAAUGUGGAAAUCUUUAUAUGUAACUUCUUUUGAUAUUAAACUUGAUUUUGUGAACCUAUCAUUUUCUUCUCCAUUAAAAUGAAAAUAAUUUUUAUUUGAAAGUCAUUUUAUAUGACAUGUUAUAUAAAACAUCAGUGGGAAUAAUAACAGUAUGAAUAAAACCAGUAUCUUUCAGCA
Molecule: messenger RNA, 2069 nt
Organism: Heterocephalus glaber (naked mole-rat)
Lineage: Eukaryota; Metazoa; Chordata; Mammalia; Rodentia; Bathyergidae
Source: RefSeq, a predicted model, not a curated record